UCUCUCUCUCUCCUCUUUCCCUCUCUCUCUAUAACCAUGUGAUUUACAUGUUUGACAAUGUUCGAUCAUGUCCCUCAGUUCCGGUUGCUAGGGAGGGAAGACAGUCAAAGGCAACGGUGUCCUCAAACCUCCAGCAGCCGAGACUUGAGAAACAGGAUAUUCUAGUUUUAACAAUCCGAGGCGACAGUGAAGUGGACCGAGUGACUGCGCGCAACCGAUAGUUUUCAUAGUAGCCAAUAGAAAAUUCUCCAUCUUGUAAACAGACGACGGUCUCGUGACUUUGAGCAACAAGAUGACAACGUUAACGAUGCCGAAAAUGCAAUAAGUGCACAACCGUUGUCAUCAAAGCGCGAGUGAGUGAGAACCAAAGUGGACUUCGCUUUGCUUUUUCACUUUGCCGUUGGCCAGGUCAACACAUCACCAUCAUCACACAGCUGCGUAGCUGUCUGCGCGUCGCGCCGGGCUCCGAGUUGCUCUCUCGACGGACCAACCUGACAAUCAUCACGGAAAAGGACAUCCAGCUUAAAUCAGACCGUUUCCAUGCGGACCGAAAACUGCGUCCUCACAUCAUCAGAUCCGUGGAACAGGUGACACUGACAUCUGCUCCGUCUGUUGGGCAGAAUUCGAGCUGAUCUGGGAUGAAAUGUCUGGAGCCUGCGGUUAUCGUCUGUCACACAGGGCAGAGAACGAAUCUACUGAACACUUCUAUGGAGUGAAGUAGCCGACUGAAGCGAACAGCAUUCCAAAUGAACGUAGGAUACCCAAAUGGCCAGUCUGCAUCUGUUGGAAGUUUGUGGAGCCAUUUGAUCUGUUCUGGGAAGACAUGUGUAGUCUUAUUUGCAUUGGUCGACUGCUCUGUCUGACCCAAAACAGAAACAAAGGGACUAUUUGUAUCGUAAAAAUUCAGCUUUAUAUUGUUGAGUUAUAUAUUGAGUUAAUUGAUUGUUGUUAUCACCACUACUUUAAUCAUUACUCAGCUGCUUUUGGUUGUUGAUAAUAAUCAAAUAAUCAAUUACAAAUCCAUCAAUAUUAUUGUAAUGUAUAGAUGUCAGUUGACAUCUCAUGUAAUGUGUGGUGGUCAGGGGCCUAUUAGCAGAGAGGAAUCACUGGCCUAUUAGCAGAGAGUAGUCAGGGACCUAUUAGCAGAGAGUAGCCAGGGACCUAUUAGCAGAGAGGAGUCACUGGCCUAUUAGCAGAGAGGAAUCACAGGCCUAUUAGCAGAGAGUAGUCAGGGACCUAUUAGCAGAGAGUAGCCAGGGACCUAUUAGCAGAGAGGAGUCACUGGCCUAUUAGCAGAGAGUAGUCAGGGGCCUAUUAGCAGAGAGUAGUCAGGGACCUAUUAGCAGAGAGGAUUCACUGGCCUAUUAGCAGAGAGUAGUCAGGGACCUAUUAGCAGAGAGGAAUCAGGGGGCUAUUAGCAGAGAGUAGUCAGGGACCUAUUAGCAGAGAGGAAUCAGGGGCCUAUUAGCAGAGAGUAGUCAGGGACCUAUUAGCAGAGAGGAAUUACUGGCCUAUUAGCAGAGAGUAGUCAGGGACCUAUUAGCGGAGAGGAUUCAGGGGCCUAUUAGCAGAGAGUAGUCAGUGACCUAUUAGCAGAGAGUAGUCAGGGACCUAUUAGCAGAGAUGAAUCAGGGGCCUAUUAGCAGAGAGUAGUCAGGAGCCUAUUAGCAGAGAGUAGUCAGGGCCCUAUUAGCAGAGAGGAAUCACUGGCCUAUUAGCAGAGAGUAGUCAGUGGCCUAUUAGUAGAGAGGAAUCAGUGGCCUAUUAGCAAAGAGAAAUCACUGGCCUAUUAGCAGAGAGUAGUCAGGGCCCUAUUAGCAGAGAGUAGUCAGGAGCUUAUUAGCAGAGAGGAAUCACUGGCCUAUUAGCAGAGAGUAGUCAGGGACCUAUUAGCAGAGAGUAGUCAGGGACCUAUUAGCAGAGAUGAAUCAGGGGCCUAUUAGCAGAGGGUAGUCAGGGACCUAUUAGCAGAGAGUAGUCAGUGGCCUAUUAGCAGAGAGGGAUCAGGGACCUAUUAGCAGAGAGGAAUCAGUGGCCUAUUAGCAGAGAGAAAUCACUGGCCUAUUAGCAGAGAGUAGUCAGGGACCUAUUAGCAGAGAGUAGUCAGGGUCCUAUUAGCAGAGAGGAAUCACCGGCCUAUUAAGGAACACGAUGCCCCCUGUUGCUGCGGGUCCUGCCAUUGGCUCCUUUCUCCAACAGUUCAGAGUAGGAGCCUCCGACCGGGCUGACCAGUCUCAGAACCAGCAACAGUCUCUGUCACAGCCAGUCCAGCCUCAACCAGACCAUCUUCAAACCCAGCCUCAGUUCAGACUCAGAGCAACAGUCCAUAGUCAUACAGGUGAAGAGCCUCAGAACUGGCCUCAGACCGAGACCCCAGAUACAGCCCCGUACACGUCCUCAGACACUGUCCCAUCUUGACCAACCUAAGCUCCAGACUCAGACCCAGCCUCAGACCCAGCCUCAGCCCCAGACAGUGUUGGAGCCCCAGUCUCAGCCCCAGACAGUGUUGGAGCCCCAGUCUCAGCCCCAACCCCAUUUUAAGACGAGGCUUCAGCCUCAUCCCCUGAUUCCAUCCUGACUCAGCCAGUAUCCAACGGCAGGCUGUCGGGCCACGGGCGUAGCAACGGGCACGGCAUGGGCAACUCCUCCAGGAAGGAGGAGGAAGAGAAGGAGAAAGGGAAGGAUAAGGAUGCGGAGAAGGCGAAAGUAAUGGAGGAGGAGAAGAGGAGGAGGAGGAAGAAGAAGAUGAAGGAGGAGAUGGAAGACGACGAGCUGCCCCUAGGGGUGGAGGAGAUGCUGGCGAGCGGAGAUCCCGUCUUGGAUCUGAGCUAUAAGAAGUUCCGCAGGUUGCCCGGUGUGGUCUGUGGGCUACGUCACCUGGAGAAGCUGUAUGUGUGUCGUAACAGCCUGCGGACCCUCCCGGAGAACAUCGUCCAACUGAAGGGCCUCCGCAUCCUGGCUCUAGACUUUAACAAGAUGGAGAACGUCCCGUUGGCCAUCUGUCAGCUCCGUAACCUGACACGUCUCUACCUGGGCUCUAACCGCCUGAUGUCUCUCCCUCCAGAACUACGUAACCUUCAGAGUCUCCGCUGCCUCUGGAUGGAGAGCAACUACUUCACACGCUUCCCUCGCCAGCUCUACGACUUACCCCACCUCAGGUCCCUCCAGAUGGGGGACAACAGGCUGCGGACUCUGCCCCCGGACCUGUGGCGUAUGGAGGCUCUGCGAGGGCUGUGGCUCUACGGAAACCGUUUCACAGAGUUCCCCCGUGUCUUACUCCGCAUGGUGGAUCUGGAGAUUUUAGACCUGGACAAGAACAAGAUCGAGGUGUUCCCUAAUCUGAGCCGGCUCCCCGCCCUCCGCCUCUUCUCCUAUGACCACAACCCAGUGGAGGGGCCUCCCGGCGUGGGGGAGGAGGUGCUGCUGGUGGGAGAGGGGGCCCAGGAGGAGCUGCAGGACCGAGUGGACAGGAAGGCUAAGAAGGAGCAGGAGGCGAGGGACGCGGAGGAGGCUGCGCUGGCCGGGGAUGGGCCUGUGAUCCAGGGCAUUCUAAAGACGGCCAAACAGAACAGUGCGUCGCACCCAGGACACAAGCAUGACGAGGCCAUGCCCCUAACCGAGGAGGAGAGGAGGAAGAAGGAGAUGGAGGCGGAGUUAGAGAAGGCGUUGAACGACUACGGGGCGGGGCUUGAAUACGACUUGGAGGGGAUAGAAUACGAGAAGGAGGAGUUUAUAUGUGAGGGGGAGGGGUAUGAUGGCGGGGAGUUGGAGUACGGACGAGGAGAUAUAGACUAUGAGUAUGAUGAGGGGGAGGAGCUAGAGGAACCAGGAAGACAAGUGGGCCGGUAUUGAUGACUGACUAACUUCUCCCCUUCCUAAGCCUCUGACUCCUCCUCUCCUAAGCCUCUGACUCCUCCUCUCCUAAGCCUCUGACUCCUCCUCUCCUAAGCCUCUGACUCCUCCCCUCCUAUGUCUAGACUUGUUUGAAAUUACAGCAGACAUUGCAGGUGACGGACUGAUCUUACAAGUCACCUUGCAAAAUAAAUCACUACUUAAAAUUAUUUGUAGAUCAGUCAGUCAGUCACAAUUUACCCACAAUCCAUCACAGAUGUGACGCUCUCGGACACAGCCUCUGACUACUGCAACACUCUCAGGGCUAUAGGAGGUGAUGUGAAAAAAAAAACACCCAGGAAUUAUCUAGCAAGGUUAUCAAAAAUAUUUUUCCUCUGCCUUUCUUAGCUCCAGCUGUCAUAACAAUGCCCAACUAGAGGGUUGUUGAACUUUUAGUAACUCUUGUGUGAAAUGAAUUAACGACUAGCCUCCUGAACCUGUGGCUUUAAUAUGUGACUUUCUCUUUCUCUCUGUAGUUAGCAUUAGGACAGGGCUGACACUAAAUGACUAAACUCAUUACAUGUUUUUCUAACUGACCUGUGAAGAUAUAUUAAUGCACUGCACGUUGUGGGAAUGAAGGCUGGAUGGAUGAUGGCUGGAUGGAA
Molecule: messenger RNA, 4496 nt
Organism: Oncorhynchus masou masou (cherry salmon)
Lineage: Eukaryota; Metazoa; Chordata; Actinopteri; Salmoniformes; Salmonidae
Product: leucine-rich repeat-containing protein 10B
Exons: 1
Coding region: 2635-3852 (405 amino acids)
Molecular function (GO): protein binding
Source: RefSeq, a predicted model, not a curated record